AUGUCCUCAGAACCCAUCAAAGUCUUCAUCAUCGGCGCCGGCGCCUUCGGCCUCUCCACGGCCCUCCAUCUCCUCACCACUCCCAGAAGGUACAACGUCACCAUCCUCGAACGGCAUCCCUCUGGCCUACCUCCUGACUCUGCAAGCUAUGACCUGAACAAGAUCGUGCGCUCUGAUUACCCUGAUCUUGCUUAUGCUAGAUUGGCGAGGGAGGCGGUAAGCCUCUGGAAAGAGGAAGCUUGGGAUGGGGUGUAUCAUGAGACGGGUGUGCUAGUGCUGGGUGAUCAUUCCCCAACAGGCCAGUACACUUCCUCCUCCUUGACCAACUCCCUCGCGCUCGGAUGCCGUAUCAUACCUGCCACCGACGUGGGUCUACAGGCUUACUUCCCUCCCAUCGUGCCCAUCCCAAUGUUCGAAAGGGACAGCGCGUACUUGAACAGAGAUGGGGGGUGGGUCGAGGCAGAGCGCACUAUGGGAGUACUCCGCGCUCAAGUGGAAGGCCUGGGCGCUCUCCUCCUGGGAGGGAGGACUGUGACCGGGCUGACGAAGGACGACCGAGGGGAAAUGGACGCUGUGCUGCUCUCUUCUGGAGAAGAUAUGCACGCAGACCUCGUGGUUGUCGCUACAGGCGCAUGGACACCUUCUCUGUUCCCUCACCUGGGUCUGCAAGAGAAGCUUCUUGCAACGGGGCAGAGCGAGCUCUUCCUCCGGCUCUCUGAGGAGGAGCGCUCGCGCUGGAAGGGGAACCCGGUGCUCCUGGAUUGGAAUACGGGGAUGUCGGUAUUUGAGCCGACAGAGGACGGCACAGUGAAAAUCGCCAUCCACCAUGCUGGCUACGUGUACCGGAAGCAACAGAUAGUAGAGGGAAAGGAGUACGUCGUCUCCACCCCGUUGACGAGCGAGGAAGGGAGCAUCAGGCGCCCCGCUGUGCCAGGGGAGGUCGUCACCCGGCUAAGAGAUUGGCUGAAGCAGCGCUACCCCGGUACACUAGGAGACAAUCCGUUUGUCGGCUCGCGUAUGUGUUGGUAUACAGACACGCCGGAUGGAGACUGGCUCGUCGAUUUCCACCCUGAGCAUCCUAAGCUGCUCUUCGUAACAGGCGGGUCAGGCCACGCGUUCAAAUUCCUUCCAAAUCUUGGAUCUCUCGUACGACAGAGGAUUGAACGUUCUCUGCCGCAGGAGUGGGCGGGAAAGGUAGCUUGGAAGGAGGGGAGGGAGGGGAGGGAUGUGUCCAGGGUUGGGGAGAGGACUGAGCUGCUGGACUUGGGUGGACUAGUAGAGUUGGGAGGGUGUUGA
This is a messenger RNA of Dacryopinax primogenitus, 1296 nucleotides long. Its product is annotated as FAD dependent oxidoreductase. The transcript is spliced from 5 exons. Gene Ontology annotation, molecular function: sarcosine oxidase activity; proline dehydrogenase activity; L-pipecolate oxidase activity. NCBI's taxonomy places the organism in Eukaryota, Fungi, Basidiomycota, Dacrymycetes, Dacrymycetales, Dacrymycetaceae. Bases 1 to 1296 code for a protein of 431 amino acids. The record is from RefSeq and is a predicted model, not a curated record.